Messenger RNA from Pocillopora meandrina, 1791 nucleotides. The record is from the annotation of a GenBank genome assembly. Lineage: Eukaryota; Metazoa; Cnidaria; Anthozoa; Scleractinia; Pocilloporidae.
UUCUGGAACAAUGAUUAGGUAGCUUCAAAAUACGACCAAGGGAGCAUUUUCCUCGUCCAUAGAACCCAAAAGCAUGAGUCAGAAUAUUGAUUUACUUACAGUCCUUUUCGCUGUGUGUUAUUUCAUCGUCAAAGGUCGGACUGAUGUCGUUUUUUCUACUCUGACUCGAGAUGUCGAUGGAGACUACUUCACUGACGUUUGCGGAAAUUGCUAUAAAUACGGGGCGGUCGAAACACAAAGGGUUUGCAGAUGCAAAUCAACGCAUUCAGUUUUUCUGCGAAAUGAAGGACGAUGCAAGGAUAGAAAUGACUUCGUGAAUAGUAAGUAAGGUGGAAUUUAGCGUGCUUGCUCUCCAAGCAUAACUACACUAGCUAACUUCUCUAGAAGUGUUGAAUUAUUUAUUGGAGUAAGUACUCUGUGCAGUAUGUGCUGUUACGUGGUAUAGAAGUAGCUUUAUCAAAACAAUCAAGUAUAGAGCUGAAAGAGUAGUGAUGUUUUUGAGAUGUUGAACUUUGUUCCAUUCACGUGAAAAGCUUAAAUCAAGUACUCAAGCUUUGAAUUAAUCAACACAAAAAUUUUCCUUUAGCAUGCUUUGACUAGCUCUAAAAUUAUGAAAACUUGCAGAGACCUUCUUUAACGGCAUAUUUCACCUAUUUUUGUAACUAGAUGGAAUAACUAUUUAUAUACCUAACAGCCAUAAAAUUGUCAAAGAAAUAAAACUAAACGUUAAAGUAAGCCAGUUUGGAAUGAAUUUCCUUUUAAUGAUUCAGUGUGGCCAUAUUACAGAAUACCAAGGAAAAUAUUUUCUUUCACUCUAUAUAAACUGGUAGUUUAAGGGGAUAAGUUUCUAAAGAAACUGUGGUGCUGUGUUGGUGGGAGAGUAGAAGAGGAUAAUAUCGUAUUGUCAAGGGUUUCAAAGCUAACGUUUUAAGCAUUAGCUCUUUGUCAGAGCCAAUAGAAGCAGAAGUGGAAUUUAACAUGCUUUGCUUCGUCAGAGCAUUUUCUUUGAUGAAGAGCUAACCCUUGACACAUCAGCUUUGAAACCCUUUAAGGUGACUAAUUUACAUUAUCAACUCAGUUGAUAAUACUAAAUACCCUCAAAAAUGUUACUAAAUACCCUGAUAUGUAGGUUAAUUUUAUACUUAAGUCAUGGGGCUUAUCCAGCUAGAGCUUAUAUUGGUAUCCUGUGCAACUCCCUCCCGAUUGAUGGGAUGCCAGUCUAUUGCAAUCAGGCUUCCCUGAUAAUUUGCUGAUACAUAAUCUGAUACAAGAGUAAAGUGUUUUGUCCAUGCAACACAGUGACAUUGCCUGAGUUCUUGAGCCUGUACCUCUCUAUCUGGAUUCCAAUGCACUAACCAUUUGAGGCUAUUACAUCUCCUGAACCCUUUAACCCCUAAGAGUGACUAGCAUCUAAUUUCUCCUUACAAUAUCACCACUGAAUCACACAUUAAUGUCUUGAGAAUAAAGGAAAUGAUCACCGACUAAAGAAACUCUUGAUUGUUAGACAAAUUCUCCUAGUCAGCACCUUUAGCAAAUGUAUGUAGAACAGUAUGGAGAAUAUGCAUACUGAUUCCAGGGUGUAAAGGGUCAAUAAAUAUGAAUUAUUUGUUUACCUAAUUAUGUCAUUUGAUUAGUUCAUUAUAUUCAUUGCUUUGUUUUAAUUUUUCCACAGUAGAGGAGAAAUGUCUUUCUUGGCACAAAUUGGUAGAAGUUAUUGAUCCUGAAAAAGAAGCUAAAUAUUAUUUUAAUCAAGUUUACUCCAAAUAUGAGUCAUGCCGUUUGAAACCACUG